This is a messenger RNA of Cuscuta campestris, 1635 nucleotides long. Lineage: Eukaryota; Viridiplantae; Streptophyta; Magnoliopsida; Solanales; Convolvulaceae. The record is from the annotation of a GenBank genome assembly.
GAGAUUAUUAUGGUCUGCGUUUGGCUUCUUCUUCUUCUUCCUCCUCAUCACCGGGGCGAAUUCCCAGUCCACCUUCCAUUACUGCCCAAACACCACUCUCUACGCGCCAAACGACCCCUACCGCUCCAACCUCAACUCCGUUCUCUCGAUGCUCCUUUCCUCCAAAAACGCCACGCGCGCAAACCGAAGAGGCCUCUUCGGCUCUGCCUCGGCCGGGAGCGGUGGGGACUCCGCCGCGUACGCUCUCUUCAUGUGCGGCGGCGACGUCCUCGCCCGCUACUGCCUGGCGUGCGUGAGCGAUGCCAGGGACAACAUCAUGCAGUUGUGUCCCAGACAGAAGACUGCCUAUGUCUGGUACGACCUCUGCAUGCUGCGCUAUUCGGACAGGCCCAUCGUCGGGAGGCUCGACGUGUCGGUCCAUAACAUUAUGUACCGUCCCGAAAACCACUCCCGGCCAGAGGCUUUCAUGACGUGGGUCGGCAUCUCGCUGGCGAAUCUAGCCAACCGGUUGAAGGAUGGCGGCGGCGGCGGCAGCAGCAAGUUUGCCACGCGCGAAACUAGGUUCGAUUCGAGGGAGACGAUAUACACUCUGGGGCAGUGUACGCCGGACCUGUCCAAUGCCGACUGCGAGGAAUGCAUAACUAAAGCUAAACAAGGCCUAACGGCGCCGGCGAUCGGUUGUAGGAGUAUGCUCCCAAGCUGUUAUGUGAGGUAUGAGAUGUACCCUUUCUACUAUAACUCUCUUGCGGCCGCCCCGGCGGCUUCCGUUCCUCCACCACCGCCGCCGGCGCAUAUUCUUGGUUCUUCAUCUAGUUCGAAGGUGGCCAUUGUCGCAACUAUAGCUCCAUUUUGUGGGGUUAUGUUCACAAUUGCAAUCAUAUGUCUUGUGAGAACUAGACGACGUGCCAAACAGAGAAAUGGGAUAUCUCCAAGUGCAGAUGUAAAUGGCAUUUCAAGCGAGUCAUGCCAAUAUGAUUUUACUACUAUUCAAGCUAUUACUAAUGAUUUCUCAUGUAUAAUCGGACAAGGUGGAUAUGGUUUCGUAUACAAGUGGUUACAUGUCCCCCGAGUAUGCAAUGCAUGGAGAAUUUUCUGUGAAGUCUGAUAUUUUCAGCUUCGGUGUGCUUAUCCUAGAGAUCAUUUCUGGAAAGAAAAAUAAGUUCCGCCAAUCAAAUAAAGCACAAGACCUCCUUGGCUAUGUUUGGGAGCAAUGGAUUGAUGGAAGACCUCUGAAGAUAUUAGAUCCAAACCUUAAAGAAUGUUAUACAAUUGAAGAAGUCAUCCAAUGUAUACACAUUGGUUUACUAUGUGUUCAAGAAAGUGCGGAUAAAAGACCUACAAUACAAGAGAUAAUGUUGAUGUUCAAUAGUUAUUCGAAUAAUAAUUGGUCAAUGCCUAGUGAACCUGCUUUUUUUCAAGGAGUGACCUCUUAAUGGUUCAGAUGUCUGAAUGGUUCAGCACUUAAUGGUUCAGACUGUUUGUUUCAGCCUCUUAAUGGUUCAGAUGUCUGAAUGGUUAAGAGAUUUGCUUCUGAAUGGUUAAGUAUUAUACAGAGUCUGAAUGGUUAAGGCCUCUUAUCUGAAUUGAUCAGACAUUUGCCUCUGAAUAGUUAAACAAUAUACUAGCUCUUAAUGG